This is a messenger RNA of Toxotes jaculatrix (banded archerfish), 3786 nucleotides long. RefSeq names its product zinc finger protein 14-like. The record is from RefSeq and is a predicted model, not a curated record. The transcript is spliced from 7 exons. Lineage: Eukaryota; Metazoa; Chordata; Actinopteri; Toxotidae. Bases 282 to 3557 code for a protein of 1091 amino acids.
UUUGCAGCUUUUCCCACAGUUGGUCAAAUUGUGACACAGAGUUGUUUGGUUAACCAAAGCUAACAAAGUAAUUGAGUUAACAGAUUGUAUGAGCAGACACGAACUCACGAUACCCCGCGGCUACCGAAUGAAACAACUGAAACGUCUGCGCCUGCGCACUCAAAACAGAAUAUCGAGCCGCCCUUCCUCCCCGCCAACUUGCACCGCAGGGUCGGGCAGACGUCGACUCACAACAACCCCGAGUUGGUUUGCUCCUCUGGCUGACUACUUUCCGAGUUAAAAUGGAGAGCCCGCCUCGCACCGAAAACGAUCACCCUCUUCUGCUGCCGUCCCUGCGUCUCUUCAUACCUCCACUGCGCCUGGUGUCUGCAGCCAUGUGGCAGGUCGUCCAGAGAGGAAAUGUGCAGGACUAUGGGAUGGUGGAGGAGUUCAUCAGCACCGUUACAGAAGUUGUUCCUGAACUACUGAACGCAGAUCAGAAAGCUCAGCUCCUCCUGGGACUCAGAGCACGGGUGGUUCUUGAAUUGUGUCAAGCUGAGCAGGUAACAGACACAGAAACCAUUGAGAUGCACCUGGAACGGAUCAAAGCCCUCGUAUCCACUUGGGCAGCGCAGCCAUGUUUUGCAGAAGUUGAGUUUCCAGAAUCAAACUUUGUGGAUCAAAUUGAAUUAUUGCUGAAAGACCCUGAAGAGAAGGAGAAGUUUUUCCAGGAUGUUUUCCCAACAGAUUUUGGACCUGAAUACGACAGUGCUCUGCAGGUGCUAAUGCUGGAUUUCCUGUCCAGACUGGAGAAGCUCCUUCCAGUACCAGACAUCCAGCAGACUGCGUCCAUGCUCUGUGCUGUCCCAUCUGCCCUAGAGGAGUGUGUGCACUCCGUUCCUGACCCACAGCACCUGAAAACCGUUCUCCUGUACCACACGUCUCUUGGACAUUUUGAUUUAUCUGAUGAAACUCAGAGCAUUCCAUCUUCUUUUGGGAACUGCAUCCUUUCUUCGUUGUCUCUCCCUCAGCUGGAGAAGGUCGUAAUCGAUGCAGACCAAAUACAUUUACAGCCUCCGUCAGAUCAGAUGCCGGGUUGUAUGACUGUCCAGGUGGAGGGUGAAACUGUGACUCUGCUGGACUAUAUACAGAUCGAACAGCCGCCAGGUUUGGUUGAGCCUGAUGAUCAGGACGAAAAUGAGGUGAAUGAGGAGGAAACUGCUGGUGAAGCAACAGACGAGGACGUUGGUGACACCUUAAAGCCAGCAGCUUUCCAGCCACUAAAACAAAGCAAAAGACUGCAGUUAAAAAGAAAAGCUUUAAAGGAAAAUGACUCCGCAACAGCUAAGAGGCAAAGAAAAAAAUACCCCAACAAUAAGACGUGUCCGGUGUGCAAUAAGACUUUCCUUCGAGCUGCAGCCAUGAGACGACACCAGGAAAUUCAUUCUGCAAAUCGGGAUCUCAGGUACAAGUGCACCAACUGUGACAAACGAUUCAGGGACCACUACGACAUGAACCGACACAACAUGCGCGUUCAUGAAAAGGAAGAGAUGAGCAGCAACACUAAAGAAGAAGAGUCGGGGGAUCCUAGCACCUCUGAGAUGUCAGAAAACAAAAACUGCUCUCUGUGUGGGAAGUAUUUUGCCCGCAGAGUCGACAUGGAGCGACACAUGAAGUCCCACUCGGAGGACCGACCUUAUAAAUGCUCCUUCUGCGAGAAGAAAUUCAAGAAUCCUUAUGUCUUAAAGAGACAUCAGAAGGAGAUUUGUAAGAGCAGAGAGCUGAAAAAGCCAAAGAGGAGAGAGACACAGCGAUCAAAUCCACAGCCACCGUCAGAGGGGUCAGCAGAGGGCAAAGUCUGCCCCAUCUGCAGCAGGAUCUUACCUUGCACUGCAGACAUCGCGAAGCAUUUACGGUCUCACUCAGAAGAGCGUCCUUUUAUCUGUGUCACUUGCGAGAAAGGAUUCAAGUACAAGGACACGUUGAAGAAGCAUCAGAUCAUUCACGGUCACGAGGGGAUCAGAGAGGAACAGAGCAAGACAGUGGAGCAGAUUUUGGCUGAAGCAGACCCUCAGAAUUGUGACGAUGCGAGCAUUGAUAAAAAAGAAAGUCCAGAUUUACCUACAGACGCUUCAGAGGAGUGUCCAUCUGCACCCGUGAAAAAAGUCGGCAAAAAAGCCCUGAAAGUGUGCCCUGUCUGUUCUCGGGCGUUCGACAGUGUCAAAACGCUGAACAGGCACAUACAGUGUCACACGGAUGAUCGGCCGUAUCAUUGCGUCCACUGCAAGAAGCGUUUUAAACACAUGCACGGGCUGAAAAGACAUCAGAUUUACGCCAUUUGUCACAAGAAAAUCAGCCGAUUCUUAUGGAAGAAGGAGCAGAGAGCGGGGCCCAGCCAAAGUGAAGCAGCCGGCUCUGACCCCCAACAGGGGCCACUGCUGAAGAUACCCGUGUGGUGUUCAAACUGUGGCAAGCACUUUGAGUACCUGUCCGCUUUGAAGGAGCACCAGGAGAACAUAUGCAAAGUGGAUGUGAGGGAAAUCAUGAAAUGUGACGACUGCGGGAAAGAAUUCAAGAGCAUGACCAUGCUCAAAGUGCACCAGAGGAUCCACGACCCGCUGUACUGCAAAGAGUGCGGGAAGAUACUCGCAAACGAGCCUGCUUUCGAGAGGCACAAACUGAUGCACAGGCCGAUGCAGUGCACAAUGUGCAACAAGACUUUUACCUUGCUGAGGCGCCUGAGGGAACACUACGAGAAGCAGCACAACUUCAUCGGCCCGUAUCCCUGCGCACAAUGUGACAAAACCUUCAUCCAGCUGUCCUACCUCGCCAUCCACCAGAGAAUCCACAAAGGAGAGUUCCCUUACAUUUGUAGCUUGUGUCCAGAGAAGUUCAGGUCCUCCAACUGUCUGACGGUGCACCAGAGGAAACACACCGGGGAGAAGCCCUUCCUGUGCUGGCAGUGUGGAAAGUGUUACCGCUCCGCCUCAGAGCUCACCGUCCACAUGGGGACCCACUCGGAGGAGAGGCCCUGGGCCUGCACGCAGUGCGACAUGGCUUAUCGCACGAAGCUGCAGCUGACGAACCACGUCGAACAAAUCCACAUGGGCGUCCGGUAUCCCUGCAACAGCUGCGGGAAGCAGUUCAUGAAAGAGACGUCCCUGAAGAGGCACGAGCUGAUCCACACAGGCGAGAGGCCUCACCAGUGCACAGUCUGCGGCAAGACCUUCCUGACCGCCAACGAGCUCCGACUGCACAACAGGUAUCACACGGGGGAGCGCCCGUACAAGUGCGAAGUGUGCGGCAAAGCCUUCAUCCAGUCGGGAUAUUUGAAGUCGCACAUGCGCAUCCACACAGGAGAGAAGCCGUUUAAAUGUGACAUAUGUGAUAAAGGCUUCAGGCUGUCGUAUCACAUGAAGAAACACAGGCGGACUCACGCCGGGAAGCCAAAGAGCUACAUAUGUGAGGAGUGUGGGUUAGCAUUCCUCCAGAAAAAAGCGCUUUGGGAACACUCGCUCACUCACAACGUGAAAAUCGAACCGUCAUUCACUAAUGAAGUGAGGAUAGAAUUUCAAUAGAAAUCCUUCUAUUUUCACGCAGGUGAUUUUCUUUUACACAAUGAGGUUUCCAUUGUGUCACCAAAAAAAAAAACACAAUCAAUCUCGCCCUUUGUUAUUUGAUUUUGACCAAUUUGUAAGCUUUCGUUCCCCCUUGUUCCUUCUCUGUGUUGAUCCACAUGUUGAUUGAUAAGGCAUGUAUAUAAUUUCUGCUUACAGUUCUUUUUGAAAUAAAUCAACAUUGAGUGAC